CCUUCUCACAGGCUCAUCGGUGAUCGGGGGAUUCCAUUGUUCUUCUACUCGAUUCUUCUUCGUGCUCAACCAGUGCGUGGGUUAGCUAAGACACCUCUUCAACUCAGCUCAGAACAUGCGUUGCAAGACCGCAGGCUGCACUCUAGACGCAGGGCCCGAGAGACUGCUAUGAUGGCCGCGACAAAGAUCACCAUCGACCGCCGGGGCCUCUUACGAUAGGAAGUCCAGCCUCAGCCACAGCCUAGUGAGCCUCAGCAACGUAACGUGGUCUCGACGUGUUCUGACAGAUGAGAAGGGGUCCUGAGGAAGCCCAGAACUGCUUAUCAGCGUGUCAGGCCUGUCGCUUUGACUUUCCCAUCUCACCUCUUGGAGUCUUGGAGAAACGACCAGUGAGCCCAGCCGGCAGGGAUCAGCUCAGGUUGACCAUCUACAGGCCCAACGUUCCCGCCGCUCCUCCAUUCGUUGACAGUGGUGCCGGAAACAUUUUACGACACCCCCUGCAAUUGGCUUGAAUGCUGCCCAUCUAUUCCGAGUCCAGAACGAGGUGGACCUUGGGUGCACCAGUGUCCACCAUCUCCUGGCGCAAUGUGCAUAUCCUCUGGCCAUCACCGGAAACCUUUCCCGGUCAAAUCCGUGGCGCGAUGGGUUGUGCUGGACGGUGGUGGUGGUGGUGGUGGUGGUGGUGGUGGUUGCGCUCUCCAACAAACAACGAACAAUGGCCUGUUCGCCUGAGAACUGCAGUGCUUGGAUCCUUUUUUCGAUGACGCUAAAAUUGAUCCGUUUUCAAAACCCGCACAUCUCGCCUUUGAAAUCCCACGACUUGACUUGAGGCGAACAGAAGUGUCCACUACUGUCGAACCACCGAGUCUUUGCUGCUGUAAUGGUCACAGGGGACCUUCUCGGCAUUUCUUCAUAAAGGGGAUCUGCGUCUAGAAUUAUCCUUUGUCGUCUUCUUCCUCUUUUUAUGUUGGUCCCCUUCGCGGAUUAAGCUGGCCCAGGCUUCUCUGUGGCUGUAAGUGUUGGCUUGGGGCUGUUUGUCCCUGUCCGGAACACGACCCAGGGAGGCACCAUGCCGGAUCCAAUGGACGUUACCGUCGGCCCGUCGCAGGGCCAGCGUCGGCCGGGAAGUUCUCCUCCCAAGCAACGCCCGUCGAGGAAGACCAACGUCGCCAAAGUGCGAACUUCACACGCCUGCGAUCGCUGUCGCUUGAUGCGGACAAAGUGUUCGGGGGGUGACCGAUGUUCCAAAUGUCUCAAAGACGGAGCAGCCUGCGUCUAUGGUGAUCGCAAACGGGAACGCAACAAAAAAGAUCUGGCCGAAAGUCUCGAUCGCAUCAGCCUCCUGGAAGAAGAGAAUAGUCAGUUGGUCAGUGCACUUCGCUCAGUGACUGAGCAGCCAGAUUUCCGCCCAGAGGAGAACGCCCGUAUCUUGCAGCUCCUGACAAAGUACUCAGAGCAAGACGAAGAAGAAGAGGAGGAGGAGGUAGAGGAGCCUCCUGGGGGGCCGCUGAGCAGUCAUUCGCAGAGUCGAGCCACGCCCUCUGCUUCCCAACUUCCAUCAUCCGGGUCGAGCCAAGCUCGGCCACGGGUAGGCGACAUGCGUGGCGAGGGCAAGGCCAGAUCCGACGCGGGCUCUCCUCAUAGACAGGGCGAGCUGAACCAUAUCGUGACUCUGGAUCUUGGGGGAGGCGCCUCGGGCUUUGUUGGAAAGAUGUCGGAGAUCUCUUGGAUUCAACGUGGAUUCGAGACUGUCCGGGGACACACUGCCCCCAACCACGGUCUGCUGCAUGCAGCAGAAAUGGACGAAGAUCCCGUCACAACCACAGAUUUCAUCUAUUUCAUGGACGACAUUAACGUAUUGUCCGUGGAUGAGGAUUACGUGGAUCAGUAUCACUGGCCGAACGAUGACUCUCUGGUGAUUCUGUCGGAAGCCUUCUUUCACUGUAUGCAGGGCGCAUUUCAUUUUGUCCUCCGUGAGGAAUUUCUCCAACGGGCAAACUCUUUCUCAGGCAAGGGGACGGCCCCGUCGUGGAGAAACCGGCGAUGGUUGGCGCUGGCAAAUCUUGUGUGGGCUAUCGGGGCGAAGUGGCUCAAAAUUACCCAGCUCGCCGACGGGGACUCUAACGGAGAGCAUCUCACUUAUUUCGCAAGGGCACGGGCGUUGGGACUUGAUCACAGAGUCAUGUUCGACCAUCCUGACAUCGAGCGUGUCCAAGGCAUUGGGCUUUUAGCUUUCUACCUUCUGGUCAAUGGAUCCAUUACGCGAGCCUGGAAUACGCUGGGCCAUGCGACCCGGCACGCCACGGCACUGGGCCUGCAUUUGAAAAUCACAGAUCCGGCCGUGAGCGAACUGGACAAAGUACGGCGAGCCCGCACGUGGUAUUCACUCUACAGCCUCGAGAUCUUGAUUGCUGAGAUCACAGGCCGGCCCAAAUCCAUAUUCUUGACGGAUGUGACGAUACCCAUCGAUCUUUUCUAUUCAGUUCCCAAAGAGAUGCAGCAAUUCUCUGCCCAGAUCGACAACUUUCGCUCGCCUGAUGCCUCGAGAAAGAUCUGGCUCGACUACUUGAAUCGUGGCCGCAAUGUAUCCCAAAUGACCGGGGGCGUGGUGCCUUGGAAAAGUUUUGCAUCAGUAGGACGAGGCGCCCCCACUUCAUACUUGCCUCAACGACUAUAUCUCUGUCGACUCAGCGACAAGAUUGCGUCGCAAAUGUACACCGGGACGUCCGAAGAUUCGUGGUUCCAGAUUCAACGCAAGAUCGGCAAUUUGCAGUCGGAGCUGAGAGCCUGGGCGGACCAGCUCCCGCCAGAGUUGGCUCUUCAGGGCGAGGAAUCGGCGGACAUAGAUCCUCGAAGCAAGAUCGAGCUAAGGCUGUACUACCACAGCGUGGAGAUGAUCCUCCACCGUCCAUGCCUGUGCGAGGUGAUUAUCGAGGACGAAUCGAGCCGGUCGAAAGAAUUCAACCGAAGCUCGGCGCGAGCCUGCGUCCACGCGGCCAUGUCCAUGUUGUCACUCAUGCCCGACUAUCCCACGGCUCACGAAGCGUAUCAGCUGCUUCCGUGGUGGGCCCUCCUCCACUUCGUGGCGCAAGCAGCGGCUGUGUUGUUGUUGGAGCUCGCCCUCGACGCGCGACACUUCCCAGACGAGAUACCCCAGGUGGUGAUGUACUUGCGCAAGGCCAUGUCGUACCUCUGGUGCAUGAGCGAAGGCUCGUUGUCCUGUCACCGCGCAUGGAGGAUAUUCCGGCAGCUGCUGACCGAGGUGCUGGAGCGGCACGAGGAGUUGGACAUGAUGGAUGUCCCUGCCGAGGCGCCGCCUCCGCCUAGGUGGAAUGACAAGCUCGAAGAGUUGACAGUCAAGGCUUUCGCGUCUAGGAAACAUGGGAUUUCUCCCCCUAUGCCGCACUAGGAGAAGGAAAGGAGAGGAGGAAGCACUGGCCCUGCGCAACACAAUCCUCGAAAAUCCGCACGAGGAUGGGAAAGGGUAAAUUCGUUACUCGUAAAAGAGAAACCAGAUCUCUUACGUGACCAUCCGUGGAACAGCUACAUACAUAUGCGGAUUUGACGCAGUCAUGGAAAUGAACACGGACGACAUGGCAACCACCUGCACCGGUUGUGCUUAGUAUACAUACACCAAAGUCAUAUCUAGCACUCGACGGACAAGCUUCCCCCCUUUCCUUGAAUCCCCAAGUCAGCUUCAUUGAUCAUGAUACUUUGAGGGUUGAUG
Messenger RNA from Cladophialophora immunda, 3727 nucleotides. RefSeq lists its product as uncharacterized. Gene Ontology annotation, molecular function: DNA binding; DNA-binding transcription factor activity, RNA polymerase II-specific; zinc ion binding. The record is from RefSeq and is a predicted model, not a curated record. Gene Ontology annotation, biological process: DNA-templated transcription; regulation of DNA-templated transcription. Lineage: Eukaryota; Fungi; Ascomycota; Eurotiomycetes; Chaetothyriales; Herpotrichiellaceae. The transcript has 4 exons. Bases 1070 to 3409 code for a protein of 779 amino acids.